Messenger RNA from Rotaria sp. Silwood2, 702 nucleotides. Lineage: Eukaryota; Metazoa; Rotifera; Eurotatoria; Philodinida; Philodinidae. The record is from the annotation of a GenBank genome assembly.
AUGUUUUACGAUUGGAAUUCUUUUUGCCGAGGAUCUAUUACAAGUAUUUUGACAUUUUCAACAAUACAUCAUGUAUUGUCGAAAUUAAUAUCAUGUAAAGAUAAACGACAACACUGGAAACAAGUAAAUGUAUUUACAUCAUUUAUUCAUUCAAUUCUUUCAUCAACUAUAAGCAUUUAUUUUUUCAUAGAAAAUCCUAAAAUGUGUACAACAGAUAUAAUAUCAUCAUUUACAAGAAAUGCUUAUUUAUUUGUUUCAUUUGAAAUAGGCUAUUUUAUUUUUGAUUCAAUUGAUAUGUUAAAAAAAGCACGUGGUAGACAAACAUAUGAAUAUCUUCUACAUCAUAUUAUUAUUAUUGGAUGCUUUGGUAUUUCAGUUUAUUAUGGUCAAUAUAUUGGAUAUUCUGUUCUUAGUUUAUUUCUUGAAAUAAAUAGUAUAUUUUUGCAUUUACGACAAUUGCUCCUAUUGUGGAAUAUAUCUCGACGAAGUAAAAUUUUUCUUAUUAAUAUUAUACUUAAUCUAGUUACAUUUGUUGUUUUUCGUUUUGGAAUUAUUACAUAUAUGUCUAUUUGGUUAAUCAUUAAUCGUUCAAAUGUGCCGUUAGUUCUUUCAUUUAUUGGUCAAUCAGGACUUUUGAUAAUGGCAAUUAUUAAUAUAAGUUUAUUUUAUCGAUUAUUAAAAAGUGAUUUUUUAUCAGUUUAA